GGCUGUAAGUGCUUAGGACUUUGAACGCGACGUAAGCUCCCCGACUGAACCAGGGCAUCCUUCGAAGAUAAUGUCCAGACUUAAUGACCAGCAAGAACAGGACAGGACCGAGAAAUGGGUUUCCGUAACAUCCUGAGUGGCCUUGCGCUGGGCCUUCCGCUGGUUCUGGGCGCCAUUCCGUCCAUCCCGGGCUUCAACCUAACAUGGGGCGAGGACUUUACGGGCAACGCCGGCAGUCUCCCCAGCCCGGCCCAUUGGAUCAUCGAUACGGGUCACAGCUACCCGGGCGGACCGGCCAACUGGGGCACCGGUGAGAUUCAAGCCUACACCAGCAGCACCAACAACCUGCGCCUCAACGGAAACGGCCGCCUCCAAAUCAUCGCCAUCCGGGAGAGCCACGGCGGCUGGACCUCAGCCCGUAUCGAGUCCCAGCGAGCCGACUUUGUCUGCCGCAAGGGCGGCAAGAUGCGCAUCGAGGCCAGCCUGAACCUGCCUGCGGUUCCGCAGCCCAUCGGCUACUGGCCUGCUUUCUGGACUUUAGGAGCUGCCUACAGGGGACAAUACUGGAACUGGCCCGGCAUUGGCGAGUUCGACAUCAUGGAGAACGUCAACGGCAUCAACAGGGUGUGGGGAGUCCUGCACUGCGGCGCCAACCCGGGCGGGCCCUGCUUCGAGACGGACGGCCGUCCCAACAGCCGCGAGUGCCCAGGCGCCCCCUGCCAGGGCAACUUGCACACCUACACGUUCGAGGUCGACCGGACGCAGCAGCAGCUCGAGGCCAUCCGCUGGUUCGUCGACGGCAUCCUCUUCCACCAGAUCGUCUCCACCGACCUCCCCCCCGACACCUGGGCCCAGGCCGUCCACAAACCUCACUUCAUCCUGCUCAACCUCGCCAUCGGCGGCGCCUUUCCCAACAAGAACUACGGCAAUACCACGCCCCUGCCCACGACCACCUCGGGCGGCGUCCUCGAGGCCGAGUACAUUGCCGUGUACAACAACUAA
Molecule: messenger RNA, 1002 nt
Organism: Parathielavia appendiculata
Lineage: Eukaryota; Fungi; Ascomycota; Sordariomycetes; Sordariales; Chaetomiaceae
Product: glycoside hydrolase family 16 protein
Exons: 2
Coding region: 115-1002 (295 amino acids)
Biological process (GO): carbohydrate metabolic process
Molecular function (GO): hydrolase activity, hydrolyzing O-glycosyl compounds
Source: RefSeq, a predicted model, not a curated record